AUACUCACAUAUAACUGUAAUCGUUUUUUAUCAUUGUCAGUAUCUUGAUCCAUGUAAAGUUUUAAAUAAUGCAUCAAUUCUUGUUCAUUACGUUCACAACUAUGAUAAUAUAUCAGUAUGAGGCAUAAAAUAAUGAGUCUUCUUUCCGGAGAUAUGAAAGUAUCGUAAAUCAUAUUUAACGUCUGUACAAAUGGAAAUUGUCCAGUAGGUUGUAAUAAACACUCAACUUUAAACAAUGUAAUGGCACAUCUGAAUGUACCACCUACAACCAUUGCCCGUGAAAAAUACCUUUUCGCUGUUUUGUAGUCCUUAAAAAUAAAACUUAUAUAAAUAGUAUUUAUUUAAUAAUAAGUUUUAAAUAAUAUACUAUAUUACCUGUUCAAUUUGGAAAUAAUACAAUCCUAAAGCAAAGUCAGCAUUAUAAUUUUUCAAUUGUUUGAUCAGUCAAUGAUUUUGAAUGGAAUUUUACUGGAAUUUGAAUAUAUAUCAAAGUAAAGUAACAUAGUUGGUUGUCAUUAAUUCCAUCCAAUAACAUAAGUGCUUUUCUAUAAAUACCAAGAAUAAAUAAUUAAUCAUUCAAUAUUAAUUAUUUAGAUUAGAAGUUAGAGUCAGUUUAAUUGAAUAAAACUUGACACGAGAUCAAAUAUGAUCUGAGUGUUAAAGACAACAUAAUUUUACCUAUUAAAAUACGUCAAAUAUACUUUGUUGAAUGAAAAAAACUUAAGACUUAAAUUUAAUUUGUAUUAUUAUUAUUAUUAUUUUGUUUUGUUAUUUAUCCAUUGAUUAGUUUGUUGCAACUCUCCAUGGUGUUCUGUUGUAACUGAAUUCUUUCAGGUUCUUGAAGUUUAUUUUAUUCAUAUACUUUAUUAUCUGGGUCAUGUAUUCUUUACUUUUUUUGUCUGUGAAAUUCUUCAGAUUAUAUAUGCUUUGCUAUGGCCAUUUUGUGUUAUAUUUUUAAGUAUUCUUCCACUAUUGUACAUUGGUUAUCUUACUUUUUUUCUUUGGCUUCUUUUAAUUUUAUUUGCAUCGAAUUUCUGAUGUGUUUGUAGUUUUGUUAAAUUUCUAAAGUUCUAACAAAUCUUUGUUUCGUCAUAAUAUAAUCAAUUUGAUACUAUGCUAUAUAUUUGGGAGUUUUCCACGUAUAUUUUCUUCGUUCGUGGUUCUUAAAUAGUGUGUUUGCUAAUAUGAGCUUGUGUUGCGUUCAGAAUUGUAUGAAUUUCUCACCUAUUACAUUUAUUUAUCCUAGUCUAUAGUGUCUUACUAUAUAUUUGUCGUUCUGCUCUCCUAUUGAUGCAUUCCAAUCGCCUAAAUAAUGACGAUUUCUUCAGAUCUUGUCAUACUUCGAUUCUCAUCUUUUUUUUCUUACACUUCUUUGAUUCUCUUGUCAUUAUGCGUUAUUGUUGGCAUUGAUACUGGAAUAAUCGCUAUGUUAAUACAAUUUUACUAUGGCCAAUUUAUCAGUGUAUUGGUAAUAGCUCAUAAAUCUUUUGACACAUUGUUCAUAAUGAAGCUUACUGAUUAGUGUCUAUCAUUUGAACAUAUGUGCAAACAUUUUUGUUCGUCGCAUCAAAAACACUGCAUUUAAGCCAUCUUAUUUUACUUAUUCACCAAGAAUGUCUAUAUUAAGUUUUUUCAUUUCCAGUUUAAGAUUUUAAAAUGUUCCAUUUUCAUAUCUUCUGAGGACUCUCACAUUCCAGGUACCAAUUCUUUUAUAAUUCCAUUUGUAUUUUGUAUGUAGAUGAUUAUUAAAUUUAUUUGAAAUAAGGUACUUAUUUUAAACUUUUUUAUAAUUACCUAUAAUAGACAUAAUAAUAUAUAUUAUACACAAUAUACACAUGUAAAAGAUAUAUUUCAUAAUAUUAUGUAUAAGAUUAUUAUUUUAAAAAUUUGUAUUUACUUUAUUAUUUUUAUUGAGAGCUUAUAAUAUUUAUCAGCUAUACUGCAGUUGGGAUUACGUCUAAAAUAAUAUGAUGCUACUUCAUUAUAAACGUCAAAAACUGGAUACAAAUACCGAGGUUUUGGGUUUUCUAUACUCAAUAGUUGUUCGACAGCAUCUAUUUCACAUGUAUCCGGUUGUUUACUGAAUUUGAUGACAUUAUAACGUCUGACUCGGCCUUUUACUAACAACCAAAUACAUAUCCAUUCAGGUUCGGUAGGAUUAAGUUUGCGAGCUUCAUUAGCAAAUUUUAAUCCAAUGAAAUUUCCUUUUGGUGGAUUCUUCAUAAACACGUAGGCUUUAAUUGCACACACCGCUGAUUUUUCUUCCUGAUUAAAUUCAAUUGCUGGUUUAAUAUUUUCAUUUAUCUAAAAUAAAAUAAAUUAAAUAUAUUGUAAACAAAUAAAUAAAUAAAUAAAUAAUUAAAUCAUUUUUAAUUUAAGAUAAUAAUGGAUAAAUAAUUGAUAGAACUUCAUCAGUCUGCUCAUCUGUUCAGACGAAAUAGUUCUGUUAGGGGAAGAGGAAUAAAAGGCAGAAGACUUAUGUGGCAGUUUAACAGAAUCGGCAACAAAUUGUCUAUAUGUCGGAGGACAAAAUUAUGGAGACCUGGUUUGAAAGGAAGUGUAUAAAGAAGAAUGAAAGAUGAUUUCUGUUGUGGGAAGAUGGUCUCAAGGGCCUCGAAAAAAAAAAUAUAUUGUAAAUAAAUUAAAUUAUUUAUUAAAUUAAAAUACGAUCCUCCCCAAUUUGUUUCUUAAAUAACUUCGAAACGAAUUGUUCACGAACGAUGCUACACAAUUGAUUGAUUGGCUCAAACAAAAUUUCCAAAUUCGACUUUGGGAGAGACAUGAAAUUGAGCACAAUUUGUUUCUUGAAUAGGUAACUUCGAAACCGAUUGUGUACAAACGACCGAGUUUCGUACAUAAACGAUCGUUUAAUGUCUAUAUUCCAAUUUAAGAAGCCACGGAAACGGAACCCGAAACUAUAGUAUGAGGACGAGACAAGGAACUAAUAUUGAAUUCAUAGACAUGAACCUAGACUUUGCAUAUAAUAAUGUACUUCCUCAAUGUCACUCGUCAAACUCUAAAUUAUCAUCUUCCUCCUCGCCACUAUAUCUUCUCGUUAUUUGAACAACGUUUUAAAUUUUAAUAAAAAGUAAGUAGCACUGUUAUAUAGCUGGAAUAAGUGUACAAAUUUAUCUUUUCUGAGUUAAUGUUCAUCGCUAAAGCAAUAUAUGCAAACGUCGAACGUGCAAUAUGGUGGUAAACGGUUGAAUAUUGUUUAUGUGUCCCAUCGAACGUACACGAAUCCAUGUAUUCUAAAACGUCUUUUAUUUCCUUAACCGAUUCCUCAUGUUUUCCAUUGAGGAAUAACUCAUGACAAAUAGUCAAUAAUAAAUAAAAUCUAUAGAAUACAAAAAACAUUUAGAAUUUUAUGUGCGAUUUUUUUAAUAUUCAACAUGUUAUUACAAUUAAACUAAUAAUUAUUUACAAAAUCAAUAACAUUUCAAUAGUCACGGUUGCACCGUUGUGUCUGUCGGCCAUUUCGAUGCACGAGGUUUUCCGGUAGGUACAAGAAUAUAAUUGUUUUGGCCCGCAAUGAAUGACACUGUUUUUUUUAUAGUGUGUUUUCGCAAUGACACAUCAACAAAUCAUUAGCGAACGAUAAGUCGCUCGCGAACAUUUAAAUAAACGACAAAUACAACGGCGAGGCCGUCCCGGCAUUCGCCGCGGGCAAUCCGAUUGACACACCAAACACACGGACACCGAAGCUGCGCACACGGGCAUCAGGUUUCCGUAUCCGUGGUUUUACGACGCCGAAAAUCUAACACGCGCUAUGCGGCGCUGCCGGGUAACCGUGGGUUUUCAACGCGGCCGAGAGUUUUUCGUUUCGCCGAACACCAAACGGACGCACCGUCGCGCACCGUGCACGGCGGGGAACGCGACCCGUACAAUUAUUCUCAACCGCGGCUACACCGCCGCGGUACACCCACGUGACCGUAGAACUGACCUUAUCUCACGCUCGUCGGCUUAUCAAAAACAUCGGACGGGCGACGAAGAUUCGCGCGUCCACCUUGCACCAGCCACGAAACGCUAAAACCGAGCGGCAAGCGCGCAUACGUUACGCGCGUAUGGUAUAGUUCGGUUCGCGCGGUACACGGCGAAGCGGCGAUCGCGCCACAUCGGCCGGCUGCGAGUCGAAAACGUAAGUGGGACACGCCGAUUCGUACGCAUUGGUGCACGUCGAACGUUUCUUCGGUGUCGAAGUAUUCCGUACACGGUUUAUAUGUUGGCGUCGGUGUAUCGGUGUCGAUCAGCGUCCGUUCCUCCGAUUUCUCGUGUUCCGCAAUAUUCAUGUUGAAACAAGGUAAGGCGCGUCUGUAGCACCAACAGGUACUCUGGCCCGCGGUAAGUUCGGUUUCGUGUUCGGAUCGCAUUACGUUUAUCGUAUUAUUUCGCGCGCGGUUCUGCAGUCCGGCCAUUGCGGGGAUCGAUGCCACCCGAUAUUGUGUUAAAAACGAUAAUUCCCGCUAAAUGCAAUACGCGUUCGUUGACCGUAUUUCAAUCAACUCGAAUUCGCCGUCCGCAAGUCAAUGGGAUAUUGUACAACCGAGCAGCAGCUUUAUGUUUCGCAAACUUACCGCCAACUCAUCCCGUCGGUCCCGCGAUUUCCCUUAUUCAAUGUAAUUUCGUGAUUGUUCGGACGCGCUCACUGUCCCGGCAUAUUGAUCGCGAAAAUUCCACCAACCCGGUUGAUUAAUCUGAAUCGUGAAAAACGUAUUGCAAGUCGUGAUAAAUUCUACGUUUGGGCCCCGCGGGGCGCGUGCCGCUCCCGCGUUCGUACCAACACUACUGACCGAUAACAACAAAACGCGAUUCACCGAAUACCCGGGUGGGUAACACGAAAACUAAUCUCACUGAUUAUGUUUCGUUCUGAAAUCCCUAGCAAAAUGGGAUUUACCGAAUAACAACAAAGUGCAUAGAUAACGAAAUGUAUGCAGAUCCGUGAUAAUAUCGUUCACGUUUCAAUAGUAUUGGUUGGCGUACUGUUCGUAUUUCAUUAAUUCGUUAUUCGUUUUGUGCGCAACACGGGUUUUGAAGUACAAAUAUAAAACUUAUAUUUCAACAAGUUACUGGCUUUUUGUACAGGUACCUACAUUUAAAACCCACGGUUUAUGUUUACCUAUUGGUGUUUUUUUUUUUUUUUAAGUAUUUUAACAUUAUUUUCAAAGAUUUAAAUUUGUUUUUUAUUCAUAUUUGUUUUGUCUUUCAGAGGUAUCUCAGUAUUUUAGUAAUAUUAUGGAAAAAGAGCCCGACGUCAGUGCUAGUAUAGCAGCAAUUAGUACACUAUUGAAGCUACUGGAACAUGAUAAAUGUAGGUGCAAUUUCGAUUAAAUACAAUUGUAUUGUUAUGAUAUAUAAGUGUAGCUGGCUGGCUAUUGCAUCUUUGGUAAAACACAAGUUCGAUUGUUUUAUAUUUCCACUUGGCACAUCAAUAUUGUAAUAGCGACAUUUUUAUUUAAGAAAAUGUCAUGCCCGUAUGGUGCCUUCUCGGUCCAACUCAUGGGCAAUAUGGUAAAAUCUACCUUACGCACUGCGAAGAACUCGCAUAAUUUUGGUUUUAGAGUAAAAUCACCUAUUAUAAAAUUAAAAAAGAACAAUAUUCCAAAGGGCAAGACAAUGUGUUUUUCUUAUUUUUUCUAAUUAUUAUUCUGAACAUAACAUUCAAUACAUUGUUUAGAAAUAAAGACGUAUUCAUCGUUUUUAAAUGACUGUAACAAUUAAAAAAGAAAAAAUAUUGUUUUAUAUUAUGGUUUAUUUAUUUUAUAGCAAUAUUGCCCUCUUUUAAUUGUAUAAUAGAUAGCUAUUUUUAUUUUGAACUCAAAAUUAAGUGAGUUCCACGCAGUCUGCGUAAGGUAGAAUUUGCUAUAUUGUCGUUAGUUGGACUGAGACAAUAUGUAUAUAUAAUGUUCUCUUAAAAAGAAAACAGAAAAUGGUAAUUUUUUUUUGUAUAAGUAUUGUGAGUAGGUUUUGAAAAAUGUAUGUAAACUAUUUAAACAACUCGGAUAUUUAUAUUAUCUAUGUUCUACUGUAAUUGAAAAAAUAUUUUUUUGAAAAUUAAACAUUUUUCAUUUAGCUGAAACUGUACAAGAACUCGAUUUGAAUUUACAAUCUGCAGUGGAAGUCAUUACAAAUAGUAGUUACCGUAUCACUGGCGUAUCAUCUGGAUGUGCUUUAUUUAUGCGGUUUAUAACAUUUGCUAAAUUGGAUACUAUUGUAAGUAUUCUUUUAAGUAUUUUACAUAAAUUUGACUUAAUUAAAUUUCAUUUUGGAUAUUUAGACAUUGAACCCUAAAUUUAUGGACUUCUCACAAUAGUGGACUACUACUUACUAUUGGACAUUUUAUUGGGUCCCAGCAGAAAUAUACAUAUUAGAUAGGCGUUAAAUACUCUUAAUUUUGUGGCCCCUUCAAUACAAGUAUAAUAUACUUUUAAUUAUGAAUUUUAAACAAAUGUGUAAACAAAACAUUGCUCAACAGUUUCAUACUUCAUAUAAAUUUACAUAUCUACAUUAUUAUUAAGAAAAAAUAGUUGAGGAAGGCCACAUCUCGAAUAUAUUGGCCACGGGAUUAAGGAUAUAGGUUGUGAAAUAUAUUACAAAUUAAAAAUAUAAGCGAGAAACACAGAGAAUAAUGAAAUUGGUGAACUGCUGCUAACCAGCCUUUUGGAUAAUAGAUACCUAGAUUUUUUCUUAUAUCAAAGAAUAUACAAUUUAUCUGAGUUAUGGGGUUUACAUUUUGUUCCAUUGAAAUAAUUCUAUGCUUGUAAAGUAUAGUUAUUUAUAAAUGCUGUUUACAUAAAUAUAUCAUAAUGUCAUGUGGCAAACGAAGAAGAUUAACUUUGGCACAAAAAAUGGAAAUAAUAACAUUUGCAGAGGCAAAAUACCUUGGGGUACGUGCAAUUGCUGAACACUUCAAUAUAGGAAAAACACAAGUCAGUAAUAUUUUAAAAAACAAAGUAUAUUUAUCACAAACUUUUACGGGACAAGGAAGUAAAACUUCAAAACGCAAAUUCCCAAAAUCGGAUAGUGAAAUAAUUGAUAAGGUGAUAUUUCAAUGGUAUUUGCAUGCUCGAGUUAAAAAUUUGGCAAUUUCUGGUCCAAUUUUAAAAGAAAAAGCAUUAGAAUUAGCAUCAAAAGUGGGACUUAAUGAUUUUAAGGCAUCCAACGGAUGGUUGCAUUGUUUUAAAAAUCGUCAUCAGAUUUCAUAUCAAUACGAUGAUACAAGAUCAGUAAAACAAAGUGUUACAGCUGAAUGGUUAUGUGAAGUUAAAGAACUCGUUAAUGGUUAUGAAGAACGAGAUAUUUUUAGCUGCGAUGAAACUGGGUUAUUUUUUCGUAUUCUUCCUGAAAAUACAAUGGACUUUAUAAAUGAAACUUGUAGUGAAGGAAAUUUAUCAAAAGAAAGACUUACAGUAAUGUUGUGUGUCAACAUAAUUGGAGAAUUUGAAGAACCAUUAGUGAUAGGAAAAGUUGGACAACGUAGCUGUUUUGAAAAUAUUAAUGUUAAUGACAUUGGAAUAAUUUGGAAAUCUAAUAAUAAAGCGUGGAUGACCCGUGAUAUUAUGACUGGGUGGCUUUUGGAUCUUGAUCGUAGAAUGACUUCAGCGAAGAGAAAAAUUAUUCUUUUUUUAGAUAAUGCAAGUACACAUCCUUUACUUCAUGAUCUGCAAUCAGUUAAACUAAUAUUUUUUCCGAGAUGUAUAUCAUUUUGUGGUCAGCCUUUAGAACAAGGAAUCAUUCAGAAUUUUAAAAUGCUAUAUCGACUAUGUUUAAUGAGACAUCAACUUAUAAAAAUGGAAAAUACCUCUGGAUUAAUGAAAAAAAUUAACGUAUUAGAUGCGAUUCUUUGGAUAAAAUCUGCUAUUAAUACAAUUCAAAGAACAACGAUUAGGAAUAGUUUUUUAAAAUCUGGUAUCUUGAUUUCAAGUGGUAAGAAAAUCAAAGAGGAAAAUUUCGACCUCAGUGAUUAUAAAACUUUACUAGUUCGCUUGGUUGGUGAUGAUUCAAUUAAUUAUGUUGAAAUAGAUGAUAAACUAUUAACCGAAAAUCAAUUAUUGGAUUUAACUAAAAUAAUGCAAGAACUCAUUGACCCGCAAAUCAGUGACGAAGAUGAUGAGGAUAUUCAAUGUGUAUAAUAUUGUCAUAGGAAAAAUACAGUAUUUGCAAUUAAGAGAAUCUGUAAGAUCUUAAAAAGAAAAUGCAGGAGCCUCCAAUAAGGUACCAUGAUGGAAAAUGUGUAAUUAUGACUUAAUAAAAUAUCUGGUUCUUUUGAUCUAUAUCCUUAAUACUUAUAAUAGGGAGAUAUUAAAUUUAUAAAUUUUAAUGUAUUUCAUAUUUGUUUUAGCACAGUAUGUACUCGUGAUAUGUACUAUAGUUUUAGUAAAACUUAUUAAAACAAAAAAUGUAAGUUAAGUUUUUAUAAAAAUAAAUUUUAAUUAAUACAGAUGUAGUUCAUACGUCUUACUUUGUUACACAUUGUACAUAAAGUAAAAAAACUAUAUAAUAUUAUAUAUACACAUGUUUGAUCUUUGUAAAGUUAUUACAUAUUUAUAAUAUAUUUAACCCUUAAGUAAAGUUACUAUUUUAAAAUACAGCAUAUAAUAUGAAUGUAAAUUUAAAAUAUCAUAUUCUUAGUAUAUAUUAAUUUAAAAUUAUAUAUUUUAAAAAAAUUAUUAUUGCAAUAUCAUUCAAUUACUUUAAAUGUUGUUUAAAUAUAUUUUUCAGCGAUAUUAUUUAAUUGGAUUUUUAUUUAAGAAAAUUGUUAUCAAAAUUACACCAAAUUACAAUUAUUAUAUAAAGUAAAUAAAUAUAUAAAUAAAAAAAUUUUACAACUGAGUAAAAAAAAUUAAAUGAAAGAAUACAUAGAAAUAUAUAUAUAUAUAUAUAUAUAGAUUUUAAAUAAUCUCUCCUAUUAAAAUAAAUUAUUUCUUUAUUCUAUGUAAAUUAACCAAUUUGUAUAAUUUUUUUUCUAUGUAUUCCUUCAUUUAAUUUUUUAUAUUCAGCCGCGUUUUACAUUUUGACUGUGAUAUACCUGAUGAUGAAUUUUUAAUUCGAAACCGGGCUUAUUUAUACACGUAUCAUAAUACUCUAGGUAACACAUUGAUUCAUUCAUUUAUUUAUUUUCAUAUAUACAUUUUUUAUUUAUAUAUUUUUUACGAGUAUUUUAAUAAUUUUGUUUUUACUUUAUUAUUUUAUUAUUAAUUAUUAUAUAUUAAACCUAUGUGUUACUAUAUUAUAUUUUAGUAAACGAGUAAGAAAUGAAUCUUUCUAUUCUUACUUUUAGACUUUCGCGGAAUGUAAAAAAGUUAUGUUGGAUCGUGGCAAAGUAUUUUUGAAGAAACUUACAGAUGCAAGAAAUAAAGUUGCUAAAAUUACUCUUCCUUAUUUUGUUGACGGCACAGUAAGCAAAACAAAUAAAUAAAAAUAAAAAAAUAUUUACAAUUUAUAAACAGCAAAAUGAAUUGUAUUUUUUGUGUAUUAUUUUAGAAUAUUCUAACACAUUCAAAAUCAAGAGUAGUAUUAGAAGCAAUGAAAUUAGCUGUAAACUCUCAAAAAAGAUUUCAUGUGUUUGUGUCUGAAUCAUCUCCUGAUAAAAGCGGGUAAUUGUAUACAAAAUAAAUGUAUAAUAAACCUAUUUAAACGAAUAAUAUUAUUAUUAUUUUAUACUUGUUUGAUACUAGAAUUGAAAUGUACAAUUGUUUAAAGAAACUCAAUAUUCCUUGCACAUUGGUAUUAGAUUCUGCUGUUGGUUACAUCAUGGAAAGGGUUGAUAUGGUUAUGGUUGGAGCAGAAUGUGUUGUAGAGAGCGGUGGAAUCAUAAAUAAAGUAAUGUACCUACUCAUUCUUAAUUUUAAUUAUUAUAUUUAAUUUCUAUUAUGUAUGUAUUAAGAUUUUGAAAUUGCAUUGUUAUAUAAACUUAUAUUUAUUUAAACAAAAUAUACCUAUAUAAAUUAUUUUAAUUACUUAGAUUAAAUUCUAUAUUUAAUUAAUAUAGUAUAAACAAUUUUAUUAAUUAUAAAUAGUGUUUUAAAGAAAGUUCAGAUGAAUUAAUUUCAUAUAAUUUUAUCAUAAACAUUAUUAUUUGUAAUUCUUGAAGUACAAUUAUGAAUUCAAACAACAUAAGAGAUUUGAUUUUGUUGUGUUAUGAAAGGCUAUGAAAAAAGACCAUUGCUUAUUUUUAAAUAAGAAAAAAUUACUUAAAAAUUAUUAUGCAAUUCCUUUUUUUUAGAUUGGAAGUUGUACAAUGGCAAUUUGUGCUAAAGAAUUCAAAAAACCAUUUUACGUACUAACAGAAAGUUACAAGUUUUCACGAAUGUAUCCAUUAAAUCAAAGAGAUUUACCUUAUAAUUUCAAAGUAAGUUAUUUGUUUAUUAUUAUCUUAGAUGCAGCUGAUUACAAAUGAUUUAAUUUAUACCUACAAAGUUCAAACAUGACGACUAAUUUCCCAUUAUGUUUUAUUACAAAUGAUUCAAUUUGUAUAAAACAAUUAACUAUUCAAGUUUUUCAUAUAGGUAUUGUUAUGUAGUUUUUAUGAAAUUAAAAAAUUAACUUCUAAAUACUUAAAAAUUGUCGUUUCCUAAUAGAAUUUAUUAUUAUUAUUAUUAAUAUUUUAACAGCUAAAUAAUAUUGUUUUAUUUUAUGUUAGUUAUCCAUUUAUACUUAUCAUUAUUUAUAGUUAUUUUAUUCUACAAAUAUUUACUAGUGUUUCUUAUUUUAGAUUUUGAGCUUAGGGAGGAAUACAUUUUAACUAAUGAACUAUUGUCUAUUAAUAUUCCCUUAAUCAAUUUAUUUAUUUUUAUCUAGUAUACUGCGAACAAUUUGAAUGAUAAUAAUUUAUCAAAUGCUCACCCUACAGUGGACUAUACUCAUCCAACUUAUAUUAGUUUGCUUUUUACCGACCUUGGAAUAUUGAUGCCGUCAGCAGUAAGUGACGAAUUAAUAAAAUUAUAUUUGUGAAUCUUUGUAAUAUUAUUUGUUAUGUCGAUUGCUGAUGCAACUGAUAUAUUCGUUAAUCUAAGUAUAAGAUACUGUAAGAAAAUAAAAAUUUAAUUAUAUAUCAACUUAAUAUUGUUCAAUUUGUAUUCAUCUUUACCUAUUUUGCAUUAUUUUUGUAGCUGACAAAUAAAAUUUUUAGAAUUAUAAGUUAUGUUUAUAUGUAAUACACAAUAAUGUAAAUUAAAUUUUUUUUAAAAACACUUAUAAAAUACAAAUCAGACCCAUCUAUAAAGAAUGUGUUGUGAUUAAAUUAUAUCGCUGUGAUGACUCAAUUGAUACAAGUACCAAUCUUCAACUGCUGACAUAGCCUUUGAAAAAUAUUUUAAGGUAAAAUGGGUUGCUUAAAUGAAUUUAUUAAUUAUAUUAUUAGUUUUGUGAACUAGGUAUACAACUACAUUUGCUAUACUUAAAAUUAAAUCUCAAUACCCUUGUUGUCUUGAUUCUAUUAGAACCAAGCUGGUGUUGUGUGUAAUAACUAUAUACAGUGGAUUCUGCUUAAUGUGGGCACGUUGGGACCAAUUACAUUUACCCAUUUUAAUCAAAAAGUGUAUUGUUAUACAUUAGAAUUGGGACCAGACCAUUAUGUUCAUACUAGACCGCUGCUCACAUUAACCGAUGGCCACAUUAAGCUUAAUCCACUGUAUACAAUUAUUACAGACAACACCAGCUUGGUUCUUAUUAUAAAGUCAAGACAACAAGGGUAUUGAGGUUUAAUUUUAAAUAUAGCAAAUGUAGUUGUAUACUUAGUUCACCAAACUAAUAAUAUAAAUAAUAACUUCAUGUAAGCACCUUAGGCCAGGGGUUCCCAACCUUUUUAUCAUCAUGUACCACCAGACACUUAUAUAAUCAAUACGCGUACCACCUAAAUUCUAAAACUAAAUUAGGAGUCAAAUUUUUUUAGCGUAUAUUUGUAUUAUUCAUUCAUUUCUUUACAUUUUUAUUAUUUGAUAUUUAUGAAAGUAAAAAAAUUUUAAGUUUUAGUUAAAUCUAAAUAUUUAAAUUACAAUUUUCAAAUUAAUAAAAAAAUAAUAAAUAAAAUUAAUGUGAUAUUUGUUAUUGUUUAUUUUGUACAAGGACUUCAAUAUCAGGCUGAAUGGAACUAAUUUUUAUUCUUAAGUCACUUUGAAUAUCAAGCCUACUUCUGUACUUAUUUUUUCAAAUACAGCAAUUCAGAAAAUCCACUCCCUGACAAAUGGAGUUAAACAUUGUAAUGCUUGCUUGAAAAGAGAUGGGUAUUCUAUUUUUGUUGACAUCCAAAAUGAAACUAAUAAAAAUAAUAAUUUUAUAAAAUUAGCUAAUAUUAAAUAAACUAAACUAAACUAAACAAUAUUGAAUGCAAAUAGUAAUAAAAAAAUAUCUUCGCGCACCACUAGUAGUACUCGUACCAUGGGUUGGGAACCUCUGCCCUAGGCCAUUACCUGUAACUGUUUUGAUAGGUGCCAAAUCAUUUUUAUUCAAAAUUAGGAUUUUAUAAUAUUUUUCAUAAUUGAUUACAAUACCAUCUACUGUUCUGUUAGAUUCUGAAGUGUAGUUAAUAAUGAGUAAAUAUAACGGUUUUUAUUUUAAUUUACCACUUACUUUAUGACUCACAGUAGUUUGGUGUGGUAGCAGUACUUUUGAAAAUGUAUUUGAUACCAGUUGAAUACUUAAUCCUUUUUCGGUUAUACCAAUUAUUUCUAUGUAUAUUUGUUGAAAAGUAGAGAAUUAAUAAUACAAAGGUAAGUUGUUUUUCUAUUUAUAUAAUUUAAUUAAAUUAAUGAAAAAUAAUAUACUAAAUAUGAAUAGCAAUCAAUUUUCGAAAACAUAUUUUAUGGAUUGUAUUAAACAUUAAGUAGUUCACAUAAUUAUCAAAAUAGGAUUAUCUUGAAAAUCUCACAGCCCUAACAAUGGCUGUUUAUAAAAAUAUUUUCAUCCAUAGAAUACAAUUCAAUAUAAAAUAUAAUUUUCAAAAAAAUUAUUUUUUAUUGUUAUCAAAAAAUUUACAAAUUUUAAUUUUCAGUUCCCCAGCUAUAAAAAAUAAAUAAUAUUGUAACUGUGGCACAGAGGUAUGCUCAUUAUUAAAAAAAAAACCUAAAAAAAUUGAAUAGCACAAAUUAUUACAAGUGUCAGAUUUUCAUUAUAUACACUAUAUACACAAUAGUCAUAAUAGUUAUUUUAUAAUGUAUCUUUAUGGUAUUUAGUAAUUGUUUCACUAUGCUAAUAUAUAUAAAUACAAUUUUUGUACUGUAAUGAAUAUCGAUCAUUUCAUUUCAAAAACUUAAUGCAGAUUUAAAAGAAUGGCGAUUUACUGGACACGGUGAAAUGGUAUAUAGGUAUUUAAUAUUACAACUAAUUUAUUUUUAGAAUUACCCAUCUCAUUUUUUCAUGAUAAUAUACACAAUCUGGUUCUAUGGUAGCAUCUUUGGAACUGAUCUCCGGAACAACUAUUAAAAAAAAAUCCUAACAUAAUAAAGGAUUAUAAAAUUGUACUACUAAUACCAUUGAUUAUAGAAUAGUCUAUUCUAUAAUCAAUGCUAAUACUGAUUAUGUUCUUAAAUAAUAUAUAUCUAUAUAUUUGUUUUAGAUGAUUAUUAAGCCGGGAAAUUUACUGUUUAGCAGAUAUACAUUUUAUGCCAAAUAUGUAGUAAUAUAAUGUGUGUUGAAUCUUAAUAAAGAAAUGGCUCAACCAGAUUAUUAACCGGAAAAAACUUACUCUUGAAAGAGGUUCGCCGAUGGUGGAGAAAUGCAUAGUGGAGUAGAAUGUAGAACGUUGGUGAACUACAAAAAAUGUAUCCAUUUCAUUUGUAUACCUAUUAAUGCAUUAAUAAUUCGAUUUCAGAAGUUAUAGGAGUUAAAUAUUGUUCUGUUUGCUAUUGAUUUAUGGAAGACUGAGCUAGAAAUCCGUUAUAUACAUUGAAGAGUUUAAAAAUCGAAAAUUUGAUUCAUUAUGCCUAUUUAAUAACUUUAAAAAAAAUCGAUUUUAUUUUCUUUUUUUACCUAUAUAUUUUAAAUAAUGAUUUUGGUAUUUAUUGUCAUCGUGCAUAGAUAGGUCAUUUAAUGUCUAUUGCAGUGGACUAUUGCAGUCUAUUUUAGUGUAUUUUUAUUAAUUCUUAGGUGAAAGGAGUGCCUAAUGACACUACUACAGUAUUAAUUAUUUUUAUUCACCAUAUAUACGGACACAUAAUUUACUAUUUUUGUUUUUGGCGCAUUUUUUAUGUGCAUCUUUUGACAAAAAAACAUUUCGACGCCCGAGCCCUCGUUCAUAAUAUUAUUUCCCCUAGAUGUACGGCUUUCCAUUAAGAACAUUUAUAUUUGUUUUACUAUAGAUUUGUAUUGUUUAGUUAUAACCUAUAGACAGGUAUCUAUUUAGUAUUCGUAUAGGUAGCAUUAUUAUAAUAAUUUAUAAUUAGUUGUUAGUUAUUGUUAAAUGUAAUCCUGGCUUUACCCAUAAUAUAGUAUAAUUAUUAAUCCAUAAUAUAUAUAUAUAUAUAUAUUUUAAUAAUCCAUUUCAAUUCAAUGGUUCCAGAGGUUUGAGACCACACUCACAAAAUGCUGUCUCCG
This is a messenger RNA of Cinara cedri, 14529 nucleotides long. NCBI's taxonomy places the organism in Eukaryota, Metazoa, Arthropoda, Insecta, Hemiptera, Aphididae. The record is from the annotation of a GenBank genome assembly.